This is a messenger RNA of Capra hircus (goat), 6386 nucleotides long. RefSeq names its product kelch like family member 15 (gene KLHL15). Gene Ontology annotation, biological process: nuclear protein quality control by the ubiquitin-proteasome system; protein ubiquitination. Bases 208 to 2022 code for a protein of 604 amino acids. Gene Ontology annotation, cellular component: Cul3-RING ubiquitin ligase complex; nucleus. The record is from RefSeq and is a predicted model, not a curated record. Gene Ontology annotation, molecular function: protein binding. Lineage: Eukaryota; Metazoa; Chordata; Mammalia; Artiodactyla; Bovidae. The transcript has 3 exons.
GACUGGUUUCGUGGGGGCCGCAGGCGCGCAGUCUCGCCCCCCGCCAGAGCGCCCCGGCUCGGCCCGGGAGCGGCUUCUUGUAGACGUUCGAGGAGCCUGCCGAGUGCCGUCCCGGCGCCCGACCGCCCACCGUCCGGCCCAUUGGCCCGCUUCUUCCUGAUGCAGACUGCCGUCCACUAGAGGCUGGACAGACCCCCGAGGUGAUCCAUGGCAGGGGACAUGGAAGGAUUCUGUUCCUCCAUCCAUGACACCAGUGUCUCUGCUGGGUUCAGAGCACUGUAUGAGGAGGGGUUGCUUCUUGAUGUCACUCUGGUUAUUGAAGACCAUCAGUUCCAGGCCCAUAAAGCACUCUUGGCUACCCAGAGUGAUUACUUCAGAAUUAUGUUUACUGCAGACAUGAGGGAGCGAGAUCAGAACAAAAUUCACUUAAAAGGUCUAACUGCUACAGGCUUCAGCCACGUCCUUCAGUUUAUGUACUAUGGAACUAUAGAAUUGAGUAUGAGCACAGUUCACGAGAUUCUUCAGGCUGCCAUGUAUGUUCAACUUAUAGAGGUGGUGAAGUUCUGCUGUUCUUUCCUGUUAGCAAAAAUCUGCUUAGAAAAUUGUGCAGAAAUUAUGAGACUCUUAGAUGAUUUUGGUGUAAACAUCGAAGGAGUCAGGGAGAAGUUGGAUACUUUUCUGCUAGACAACUUUGUACCACUCAUGUCCAGGCCUGACUUCCUGUCUUACCUGAGCUUUGAGAAGCUCAUGUCUUACUUGGAUAAUGAUCAUCUGAGCAGAUUCCCAGAAAUAGAGCUGUACGAGGCUGUGCAGUCUUGGCUGCGGCAUGAUAGAAGACGCUGGAGACAUACCGAUACCAUCAUUCAGAACAUCAGAUUUUGUCUGAUGACCCCAUCCAGUGUUUUUGAAAAGGUUAAGACAUCAGAAUUUUACAGAUACUCUCGACAGCUGCGCUAUGAAGUUGACCAAGCAUUGAAUUACUUUCAGAACAUUCACCAGCAGCCUCUGUUGGAUAUGAAAUCAAGCCGCAUCCGCUCUGCCAAACCCCAAACUACAGUAUUCCGAGGCAUGAUUGGACAUAGCAUGGUUAACAGUAAAAUACUUCUCUUAAAGAAACCAAGAGUCUGGUGGGAACUAGAGGGCCCACAAGUACCUCUGCGUCCAGACUGCCUUGCUAUCGUCAACAACUUCGUGUUCUUGUUGGGUGGGGAAGAGCUGGGCCCAGAUGGCGAAUUCCAUGCUUCUUCCAAAGUGUUUAGAUAUGACCCAAGACAAAACUCUUGGCUCCGGAUGGCAGACAUGUCUGUGCCACGUUCAGAAUUCGCAGUUGGUGUUAUUGGGAAGUUUAUUUACGCUGUAGCAGGCAGAACCAGAGAUGAGACUUUCUAUUCAACUGAGAGAUACGACAUCACCAAUGAUAAAUGGGAAUUUGUGGAUCCUUAUCCAGUUAACAAAUACGGACAUGAGGGGACAGUGCUCAAUAACAAGUUGUUCAUCACUGGUGGAAUCACCUCAUCGUCCACGUCCAAGCAGGUAUGCGUGUUUGACCCCAGCAAAGAAGGGACCGUAGAGCAGCGCACCAGGAGAACGCAAGUGGUUACCAACUGUUGGGAGAACAAGAGCAAGAUGAACUACGCCAGAUGCUUUCACAAGAUGAUCUCCUACAACGGCAAGCUCUAUGUCUUCGGUGGUGUCUGUGUGAUCUUGAGAGCCUCUUUCGAGUCUCAGGGAUGCCCUUCCACAGAAGUGUACAACCCAGAGACUGAUCAGUGGACCAUCUUGGCAUCCAUGCCAAUUGGUAGAAGUGGCCAUGGUGUGACUGUGCUGGACAGACAAAUAAUGGUUCUUGGAGGCCUUUGCUACAACGGUCAUUACAGCGAUUCUAUUCUCACCUUUGAUCCGGAUGAAAACAAGUGGAAGGAAGAUGAGUACCCGCGGAUGCCCUGCAAGCUGGAUGGUUUACAAGUAUGCAACCUGCAUUUUCCAGAAUAUAUUCUGGAUGAGGUCAGACGUUGCAACUGAUGACAUCUUUCUCCCUUCAAAAAAGCCAAACAAAAUCCAUUUGUGACAAAGUAGUUAAUUAAAAAACAUAAGAAAAACCUCACCAGUUUUACUAUCAAAGCCAUUGGUCUAAUAUCGUAAAAAUGUUUUCAUUCUGUGCUAGCAUCCUUUUUUUUCUUUUUAGUGGCCUCAAACUCAUGCAAUAAGUCAGUUGUAAGCGCUAGCUCUUGAAACUACUUCCAGAAGCAGUUUAAUAGAACAAUUCACUUAUCUGGGAAGUUGAUGUUAUGCUUUAAACAUUUCUUUCAAAUGUCAGUGUAGGAAUCAUGCAUCUUCUAAGAGAAGACCUGAUAAGUGUCACUGGAUGUAAUUUCAGUUCCUAUCUCUAGCUGAAAUCUUUUUGAACAUUUAUUUCAGUGUAUUUCAGUCUGUUAGACUUUUUGAUUUUAUUAUUUAAGUUUAAAACUCUUGACCUUUUUGCAUGGCUUUUUGCUGAAAACGCAAAAGUAUAAAUUUUCUACAAGAUUAACUUUUUUAUAUUCAAAACACUAUUUCUAAGCUGCCUUCUCUUAUCUGCAUUGUGUUAGUGAAAGCAUAUCCAUACUUGCUUACAUCUUAUGAAUAUAUAAGGCACAUCCCCUUUUAUGCGUGGUUAGGAUUCUAUAUUUUUAAGCUAGUGCACUUGCACACACGGUUUGCCAUACGUGUUGUAUUUUAGAUGUAACGUCUUUUCAUGUAUUAACAUUUUUAGAAAGAUAAUAACUGGAGUCCUCGUUUCGUAUCAGAGAAGCCUAUCUUCAGUCCAUACUGAUUCAGUAAUCAAACUCCUUAUAUUCCUGAAACGUAUGGUUUUAUGAAAGCUAACAUUUUAUGUUUUACUUUCAAAAGUAAACAUUAGUGUUCCUUAUCGAUGUAUGUCUUCUUUUUGAAAAUGUUUUUCUUUGCAGUCUGUUUAAUGUUACCCUGUUUUUAGUGAAAAUUGGAGUGGUAUGUGACAAGGCCUGGCCCUGCAGCGUGCAAGCACUUUUAAAGAGAACUUAGGUAAUACCAGACUCCUAAAUAAAGGCCCCUUCAAAGUAAGUGCAACUCCCAUUCUUUGCAUUCAGUAAGGCUGCUGCAUCUGUUAUUGAACGGAAAGUAGCAACUUGUGGAAAAUUUGAGCUCAGUUUGACUUCGAGGUAAGGAAUAGAAUUAUAAUCUCAACUGGUCAUAUCUUCUUGUUUAUUUAGUACAAAAUAUUUAGCGGCGCUGGGGAUGUAAGCCCUCAGCUUUUGUUUUAUUUCCUGAAAGCUACUAGCAUGAAGGAUAGUAACCUCCAAGUUCAGAGUGGAUCAAGAAUAACUGUUCAGAAUCAUUCUUAAGUGUUUUAGGAUUCGCCGCACCUUUCAACUGUUUCAACUCAAAGGAAAAACAUAUAGUUGUCAAAAUUAAGCAAGAAUAACCAGGGAGUGGAUCAUUCAAAUUGAUGCCAUUUUAUCCUGAGUAGAGUCUAUAUCUGAUACUAGAUCUACGCUGGCAAAACUUGCCAGAUCUUAGAUGUUGGUGCAAUAUUGCAAUGCCUUCUAUACGGCUGUUGUAAAAAGUUUCGAGUUUUCACUUUUUUUUUCUUUCUUCUUUUUUUUUUUUUGCUGCUGCCACGACUGAACAUAAAAUGGAAAUGCGAAAUCAUGGUAAAAUGGAAAUGCGAAAUCAUGGAAAUGUGAAGACUUGUUUCAUUUUUGCGAUUAAAAUAGACAACUGAAAAAAACCUGAUUUUAAAACUCCACGGCUUGAGGCAUUUGAGUUUAAGAAACAGUCAGGUACAGAAGUAGUUUUGUUUUUUUUUUAAAGCAAAACAUUGGGAUUGGUUUUAGAAAUCAGGUUAAUAUUCUUCGUAUAUGAGACAUUUUUUAUUAAGUGGUCCUCAUGUUGUCUUUUGCUGAAAUAGACUGAGACAGGGUACCCCUAUCAGGCUUUUACACUCCCGUGGUGGUUCUCUUUAAUUGCUUAGAUAUGACUCCUGUCAUGGAGAAGGCAAUGGCACCCCACCCCAGUACUCUUGCCUGGAAAAUGCCAUGGAUGGAGGAGCCUGAUGGGCUACAGUCCAUGGGGUCUCAAAGAGUCAGACACGAGUAAGCAGUUUCACCUCACCUGUCAUUUUAGUUUCUAAAAAUCAAAUUUGAUAUCUUGUUUCCCAUGGUUAUAUGGGUAAAAGUCUUUUUAUACAUCUGAAAAAUCAUUUUUAAUCAUUUUACUUUUGAAAACUAGGAAUUGGGUGAGCCAUUUGGUUCUUUUUCUAAUGUAUUAGUUGGUAUAGUGUUUUAUAUGUGUGCUAUCUUGCUUUAAAGAAAAUAACAAUAAUGUCUUCAUUAUUUUCCUCAUUGUUGUCUUUUGCUGAAAAAGACUUGAGACAGGGUACCCCUAUCAGGCUUUUACACUCCCGUGGUGGUUCUCUUUAAUUGCUUAGAUAUGACUUCGUAGCCCUAGUUAAAGCCUACUCCAGUGUUCUUGCCUGGAGAAUGCCAAGGACGGGGGAGCCUGGUGGGCUGCCGUCUUUGGGGUCGCACAGAGUCAGACACGACUGAAGUGACUUAGCAGCAGCAGCAGCCCUAGUUAAAGUAAGAUGGAACAAACAAUUGAAUAUUCUUGGUCUUCAUUGUAAAAGCACAAGGCCAAGAUGAAAGUUCAUGUUUUGGAAAAUUUGUGAAAUCUUAACUUGAACUAAUUCUGGGUUCAGCUUCACACGUGAGUCACGUCUGACCUGAUGUUAGCUGUAAUCAGUUUUGAGCUUUAAGAAUAGUUGUUAUUGCUUGGGUUCUGAAUGUAUGAGAAAACUCUUCUGUUUAUUUGUAGUUCUGACUUAGGUUAUUUUAAAUCCAUGAUUAACGUACAUUCCCUUUUAAAAUUAUGGUUUAAUUGCUGAAAGAGAUUUAUUUUUGUUAUACUAGACUAUGGAAAAUUUUUUCAUAGAAUUUUUUUCAAGUUUAUUUUCUGUGUGCUUCAUUUGGAACCAUUUUUGUUUAUAUACAUUGUAUGUGCUCAAAAUAGUGUUUUUUUUUAAAUUCAGUAAGAGAUUUAAAACUACAGUGUAACACGUUGUGAUCUUUGUGUAUUAAUUUUCACUUUACAUUUUAAAUGCCAGACUUUACAAAAAUAGCUGAUCUUUAUUAAUUGCAUCUUAGUUAUAAACGUUUGUUCUCUUCCAUGUCUUUGACCUAAGUUUUUAGUCUGCUUAAAGAAAAUCCUUGCACUACAACCUUUUCAUAAAAUUCAAGAUUCUCACAUUGAAGGUUUUGUAUUGGAAGAAAUACUACUGGUUUUUAAAAAGCAAGGCUUAAUUAAUAGAAUUAUUAGCAUUUCUUGAGACAGCUUUCUGUGUCCUCAUUACUCUGUGUGAGUGUUACUAUAAUUUGUGAAAUAUUGACUGAGCCCUUCACUUAUCUUUUCUGAAGCAGCACCUUUGGACACCUCAUUCUGGGAAGCCUGCUCGAGUUAUAGUAAAGGACACACACAUUUGUGUGGGGAGAAGUGGUAAAAAAUGGAGAGUUGUGUCUUAAUUACAUGAAACUAAGCUUUAAAAUAUUUUAUAACAAAUUAUUUGAGCUGCAUAAUCUAAACAUGUCAAACGUUCAGUGGGACUAUUUUUAUAUAUGUAUAUGUGGUUGUAGGUCAUAACAUUUCAGUUUAUAAUAUAAAUUGUUAUUUCAGUUUAUAAGCUAUCUCUCAGAAAAGACUAGCUCUUUUGAGAAUACAUAAUUUAAAGUUUUAGAGUGAAGUAAAACACAACAUAGAUAAUAGUGUAAAUUAGUUAUAAAUGAGGGCUAUAUGGCAGUAAAACUGCUAGUGCCAUUUUUCCUCUUUGCCUAUUACACAUUUUUUAUUUUAUUUUUUUUGUACUCUGAACAUUUUUAGGGAUCAUACGUUCUAUCAGAUUAGAGUUGGUUUGGGAAUAAGUAUCUUCUAAAAAGAGAUUUAUCUUAAAAAUGAAAGUCCUGAAAAAUUAGUUUAUCAAGAGUUUAUAAAGUCAAAUAUUCCAUAGACAUAGACUGGAAUAGGUAAACUCACGACAGUCGUAUCCUUUCAGUAUACCAGUAUAACUUCAAUAUUACAUGAAUAACAUUGAGAGAAUGCCAUCAGCUUUGUUCCCCCUUAAUAUUGGAUUUUCGUUUUACAUCUUUGGGAACAACUACAUUAAGAACCUUAUUAAUCAGUGUAUCAGUAAGGAUUAGGUGUUUGCUUUCCGAAAGAAUGUUCCAGUGAGGUGAUCAGAGAGGUUAUUUUCUAUCUAACUUGUUUAUGCCCUAUACCUCUUGGGCAUACUUUGUCUAUAGAAGAAAUAUUUUGACCUUUAGGUACAUUUUGGGCCAGUAGUCAAGUAAUCCUAGGACUGAUUUAAAAAUCGUAGA